AUGAGCAAUCCCUCUCAACUGACUCAAAAUGUUUGUCUCACCCAGAAGAUGGAACUCCCGAAGGGCUCCUCUGGCCAACGGACAUGCCUGUCUGCCCUCCUCAACAUGCUAUCACUCAGCCUCUCCACAACAUCCCUGCUCAGCAACAGCUGGUUUGUGGGCACACAGAAGGUGCCCAAGCCCGUGUGCGGAAAAGGUCUGGCAACCGAGUGCUUUGACAUGCCGGUGCCCUUGGAUGGGAGCAGCACCAACACAUCUUCCCAGGAGGUGGUGCAAUACAGCUGGGAGGCUGGGGAUGACCGCUUCUCCUUCCAUACCUUCUGGAGUGGCAUGUGGCUAUCCUGUGAGGAAACUGUGGAAGAACCAGGGGAGAGGUGCCGAACUUUCAAUGAACUCACACCACCAACCCAGAGAGAGAUCCUAUGGUUAUCAGUGGGAGCCCACUUCUCGUCCAUCGGACUUGAAUUCGUCAGCUUCCUCCUGCUACUAAUGGACCUGCUGUUCACCGGGAACCCAGGCUGCGGGCUCAAGCUGAGCGCCUUCGCUGCCAUUUCCUCCGUCCUGUCGGGCCUUCUGGGGAUGGUGGCCCAUAUGGUGUAUUCACAAGUCUUCCAGGCAACUGCCAACUUGGGUCCAGAAGACUGGAGGCCACAUGCUUGGAAUUAUGGCUGGGCCUUCUACACGGCCUGGCUUUCCUUCACCGGCUGCAUGGCAUCAGCGGUCACCACCUUCAACACAUACACCCAGCUGGUGCUGGAGUUCAAGUGCAAGCACAGCAGGAGCUUCCCAGGAAAGCUGCGUUGCCUGCCGCACCACCACCAGUGCUUCCUUGAGCAGCCGUCCUGUGCAGCCCCCACGGGCCGUCCUCUGAGCAGCUACCACCAGCACCACCCUCAGCCCGUCCGCUCAGUCUCUGAAGGAGCUGACUUCUGCUCAGGGCUACACCACAAGGGAUUUCAGCAAGAACCCAGCCAGAGGCUAAAGGAAGAGAUGGCUGGGUCAUCCGUAGAGGAAGAACUGCGUUAG
Neomonachus schauinslandi (Hawaiian monk seal) is the source of this 1026-nucleotide messenger RNA. RefSeq names its product germ cell associated 1 (gene GSG1). Lineage: Eukaryota; Metazoa; Chordata; Mammalia; Carnivora; Phocidae. Bases 1 to 1026 code for a protein of 341 amino acids. Gene Ontology annotation, cellular component: plasma membrane. The record is from RefSeq and is a predicted model, not a curated record. The transcript is spliced from 6 exons.